AGAGGAAACUCUCGACUCUAGUACAUGUUCAUGUUCGUGUUAUAGAACCAUCGGUCGGUGUCUGUCGGUGUGAGGGUUAAGGCUCUCAACUCUCGUCUCUCUCUGCAAUCAGGGUCGCUAGUACAUGGAGACCAGCACGCUCUUUCAUGUUCUUUCCAUUUUUCUUCUCCUAUCAGAUCUUUUUGCUGUUGCAAGUGCAAACUCCGAAGGUGAUGCUCUGUACGCGUUCAGAAGAGCUGUGAAAGACCCAAAUAACGUUCUACAGAGUUGGGAUCCCACUUUGGUGGAUCCAUGUACAUGGUUUCACGUUACCUGUGAUGAUGAUAAGCGGGUUAUCCGACUAGACCUCGGGCACGCAAAACUAUCUGGGCAUUUGGUUCCAGAGCUGGGGAGACUCCAUCGCCUUCAGUUUCUAGAAUUGUACAAGAAUGACUUGGUGGGUCCAAUACCAAAGGAAAUUGGAGACCUCAAGAACCUGGUUAGCUUGGGUCUCUACCAUAAUAACCUCACUGGCUCCAUCCCUCCCACCCUCUCCAACCUCUCCAAUAUCAAAUUCUUGCGACUCAACAGCAACAAGCUCACAGGAAGAAUACCAAGGAAACUCACUAAACUGCCAAACCUCAAAAUCCUAGACCUAUCAAACAAUGAUCUUUGCGGUACCUUCCCCACAUCUGGCUCCUUCUCCAAGUUCUCUGAAGAAAGUUUCCGGAACAAUCCAAGACUUACAGGACCAGAAUUAAUGGGAUUCGUCAGAUAUGAUAUUGGAGGAAGCUGCAAAUGAAAGAUUAUAUCUACCAUAUAACGACCUGAUGGAAACCAAUCCUCGUGCAAAUGGCGUCAUAGGAAAUUUCUAUUUUCCUUAUAUCCGUUCCUAAAUGACUAGCUUGUACCAAACUACCAAUACUAUGAGUAUGCAUUUGAAUUAGGACAUCAGCGAUCCUUUUCUCGGUCUCCGAUCUCUACAGCUAGUAUGGAUUGGUUUGAGAUGUCCACUUGUAAUAUACAUAGAGAUAGGAUAUUGUGACACCCAAGUUAUGUUACACCCACGUG
Messenger RNA from Gastrolobium bilobum, 1050 nucleotides. Its product is annotated as leucine-rich repeat protein 1-like. NCBI's taxonomy places the organism in Eukaryota, Viridiplantae, Streptophyta, Magnoliopsida, Fabales, Fabaceae. The record is from RefSeq and is a predicted model, not a curated record. Bases 125 to 781 code for a protein of 218 amino acids. Gene Ontology annotation, molecular function: protein binding. The transcript is spliced from 7 exons.